Molecule: messenger RNA, 524 nt
Organism: Echinops telfairi (small Madagascar hedgehog)
Lineage: Eukaryota; Metazoa; Chordata; Mammalia; Afrosoricida; Tenrecidae
Gene: RAB3A
Product: RAB3A, member RAS oncogene family
Exons: 4
Coding region: 102-524 (140 amino acids)
Biological process (GO): protein secretion; axonogenesis; maintenance of presynaptic active zone structure
Cellular component (GO): endosome; axon; synaptic vesicle membrane
Molecular function (GO): GTPase activity; GTP binding
Source: RefSeq, a predicted model, not a curated record
GCCGCCGCGCAGCCCCACUUCAACGCACAGGGGACCCUAGCGCCGCCGCAGCCAAAAAAGCCACCGCCGCGAGGGUUGCCACCGCAUCAGUGCAGGGCAAGAUGGCGUCUGCCACAGACUCGCGCUACGGACAGAAGGAAUCUUCCGAUCAGAAUUUCGACUACAUGUUCAAGAUCCUCAUCAUUGGCAACAGCAGCGUGGGCAAGACGUCCUUCCUGUUCCGCUACGCCGACGACUCCUUCACGCCCGCCUUCGUCAGCACCGUGGGCAUCGACUUCAAGGUCAAGACCAUCUACCGCAAUGACAAGAGGAUCAAGCUGCAGAUCUGGGACACAGCUGGGCAGGAGCGGUACCGGACUAUCACCACCGCCUAUUACCGGGGUGCCAUGGGCUUUAUCCUCAUGUAUGACAUCACCAACGAGGAGUCCUUCAACGCGGUCCGACACUUCCCUCUGACCGAUCACUCGGUUUACCUCCAGCUCAUAAAGGGGGGCACUGAGUCCCAGGAGCAGCAUGGAGACUAA